AUGCGGAGCGCGCUCUUUUGGCAGGUAGGAAGGGUGGUUACUGCGGUGGCCCCUCGAUGUCACCGGCCUCCAAGGCGAAGUUACUUACUCGGACGUUCCCUUGACCUCGACCUCGACCUCUGUUUGUCUCUCGACUUAAAACCACGACCUUUGCCUCCUUCGGACCUUGGGAUGCAAGUACUUCCUUAUGAGUACUUCUACACCUCGAUGGGCUUCCAUUCCUUUGGUUGCGUGCCUACGUGUUUUGCGUUCUAUAAACGCACUUUCAAGGUGGACUUCCUUGCAAGAGUCGAGGAUCGUGGUCGAAAAAGCACGAGCAAGAGUGCCCCCGCCGCAAAGCCACCUCCUUUCGAACACCCAAGCUUUCGCUGUUUCCAGUAUUUAGUAGUGGAAGACGCCACGGAUCCGGGAUUUACUUUUGAUAAACGACUGGCUAACACGGCGUGCAGCUGCCCCGCUACUCAAUCGACUUGGAAGCAACGCCCGAUACGCCAGUUGAAGCUUUUCAAGAGCCAAAGCACACCUCUAGCAGCUGCGUGGAUAUCAAGCAUGUUCGGCGGUUACCCUCACCUUCGCUGUCAAUCCUCUGGAGCGCAGGACUUCAGUGAAUCGGAGUUUGUGAAGCCUCAACGAUGCAAGGGCCUGAGGACUCCUGCAAGACUCAACAUGUUCAUACCCCCUUCAUUGCAUAUUCCCAAGUCCGAGCCACGCCUUCUCCCAUGGACGAACUCCCAUCAGCCAGACAUCAAUAAUUCAAAACUCAGGAUGGAAUCAUGGUUUCACGGUUUGAAGGCACCAGCGCCCAUAGAGGACGUCUAG
Messenger RNA from Laccaria bicolor S238N-H82, 819 nucleotides. RefSeq lists its product as uncharacterized. The record is from RefSeq and is a predicted model, not a curated record. Bases 1 to 819 code for a protein of 272 amino acids. NCBI's taxonomy places the organism in Eukaryota, Fungi, Basidiomycota, Agaricomycetes, Agaricales, Hydnangiaceae. The transcript is spliced from 6 exons.